Clunio marinus is the source of this 357-nucleotide messenger RNA. The record is from the annotation of a GenBank genome assembly. NCBI's taxonomy places the organism in Eukaryota, Metazoa, Arthropoda, Insecta, Diptera, Chironomidae.
AUGAAUGGUAAACAAAAUUUGAGACUAAAAGCUUUGCUGUUAGCAAUCGAAGGAAAAAAAAGAAUAAAAGCAAACAUAAAGAAGAAAAAAAAUAAAAGAAGUUUAUCCUUCCAGCCUGUUCCACUUUGUCUUAAAUUUGAAAUUAUUUUCAUUACGGUGGAGAAUGCUUUUCAGUUCUGGUGUAACGUUACAACUCCUCCUUUCCUAUGUCUCGUUGUCGGUGGUAGUUACAAUGAAAAGCUGCAUAUAGCGAGAGAAAUGAAGCUCGACAACACGUCCUCGAUGUUAAUAAAACAUUUUUUAGCAUCUCGUUUUGCUCUAUGUUUAAAACACACGAUAGAUAUGACAAAUUCAUAA